GGGUAUAUCCUUCCUACAUUCACCACACAAAGUGUGACAAGUAGUAGUCACACACAUCCCGUCUGAGACAGUGUAUACCACCCUUUCUGAGGAAAACUGGAACCUUGUAACUCGGUUCGGAACCUAUCAAAUGAAAAUCGACAGUCUUAGUACCCCAGGCCAUUCGACCAUUGAUGACGAGUCAUUCAUACCCCAUCUCCUCACGUUCCAACGACAAUACUUUUCCCUUUAUCCCCCAUACCUCUUAACUUUCCCAGAUUCCUUCUUGUUGGCUUCGCCCCUGGGACAGGACUUUCUACUUCGCUGUAUAUUAGGCGAAAAUGUAGAGGCGGACGAACCGGAUUUAGAUCAGCCGAUACAACGAGAAAGAUGGGUGAAAUUGUAUCAACCGGAGAAGACAUAUCAAACUAAAGUCUGGAAAAAGAUCAUGGCCUCUCUGGAAGCCGGCAUCAAGUCUGUCGAACGAUUAGACAACAGCGAGUGGGCGAUAGAUGAUAGGUUUUACGACCACAUGGUAACAUUGAUGGUUUCUUCAAAUCCUAUUCCACUCGAUAAUGGACCUCAAACUUCUUAUCGCACUUUUCUAUACGAUAUGCCAGACGCUACUUUUCAUGGAACAUUUGGCCAUGAUAAACCCCAAAACGAUGCCCGUAUCACCCUUCUGGAAGAACAGAUUGCAAUUCAAGGAGGCACGACUGGUUUGAGAACAUGGACAGCAGCUCUACAUUUGGGACACCAUAUUCUCAAUCACUUUUCGACACUCUUCUCCUUACCUCGUGACCCAGAUCGUGGCUUUAUAGAACUUGGUGCUGGUACAGGAUUUGUAUCAAUCCUCUUAGCUCAGAUGGGAUUCAAAGUUGUGGCCACAGAUCUGGAAAGUCCAGCAAAUCAAACGGGCGAACAAUCAGAAAAUGGCAAUUCAGUGAUAACCCCCUUGGGGCGCUUACAAUCGAACAUAGAACUGAAUCAGUAUGAUGUAAAACCUCAAUCGCUCCACUUAAACUGGUAUGAUGCGCGCAGACCACGCGAUACGGACCCUUCCCUUGAGGCAUGGAGUAAAAUUCAAGAGUUGCAUUGGGAUAUCGUGGCAGCUGACGUGAUAUACGAUCCGGACCUUGUCCGUCCUUUGGUAGACACUAUCGACGUUCUCCUGGGCAAUCAUGAUGGGCCAGAGAAGCUUAGAGCAGUAAUUUCAGCCACAAUACGUAAUCAGGAGACAUUUGAUUUGUUCCUCGAGACAUGUGACAAACACAAUCUCAGAGUCGACAUCCUGAGCCUGCCAACCAUGUCCGCGCAGGCAUCAACGUUCUGGGACUCGGCUCUUGACGCAGGUACCCGAGUAUUAAUCAUGCGUAUUACUAAACACCCCAUAACGUCGCGAGGUAAUAUUAUUAGUCGCCAGUCGUACGAUUUUUGAAGGUAUAUGAAGCGCUUCCAGAUGAACAUGAUGUCAGACAGUUAGAUAAUGUAGCUCAGACG
Messenger RNA from Cryptococcus deneoformans JEC21, 1479 nucleotides. RefSeq lists its product as hypothetical. The transcript is spliced from 6 exons. The record is from RefSeq and is a predicted model, not a curated record. The coding region runs from base 131 to 1417 and encodes 428 amino acids. Lineage: Eukaryota; Fungi; Basidiomycota; Tremellomycetes; Tremellales; Cryptococcaceae.